AUGUCAAUCCCGGGGAGGCAACAUCGCCCAGAGGUAAUCGCCAACAAUUCGGGACAUGGCAGCCAGUACAUAUCUGAAGGCAUUGGAGAUCAGAAUGCGGUGUAUGGUAACGGUACGAUGGUUAAAUAUAAUCAGCACUUCAACAUUAGUUUGCUAAAUGGAAAGAAUGGGAAGAUGGGAAUACCACCUUCAGUCGGCCAAUUUUUUCAGAGAUUUGGGGGACCAGAGAGUUGGGCACAAGAGCCGACUGAUGGAAACAUCCUCAAGUGGUUAACGACCCAACCAAAUCAAGUUCCACUCAAUUUUAGCCAAUACCAACGCAAUCUCAUCAUUCAGCUGUCCAAGGGUACCGGCAAGUGGAUUCUCAAUUCUGAGGAGUUUCUCGAGUGGAAAGAAGCCUCCAGCUCGUCUCGAAUUUUGUGGAUGCAAGGCAUACCGGAGAAGCACGCUGUGCCACUCAGACGUAUCUGGGCGACGUUGCUAACCCAGCUCUUGAGCGCAAAUCCAAGCAACAUAACAAGUGCAUUGAAGGAAAAAUUCACCGACCCGUUCAGAAGAUCAGCCGCACUUGAUUCAUCCGAAUAUUUCGAUCUCUUCAAGGCACAAGUAGCGACUGUCAAGACCGUUUACCUGAUCAUUGAUGCCCUAGAUAGCUGCCAGAACGCUCCCCGAGAAGCGACGCUAAAGGGGUUCCAAAAGGCUCUUGUGGAUCUCCCAGAUAAUGUUCGCAUUCUUUUCACAUCCAGAGACAAUUAUAUAGGAAAAGACGUCGGAGCACAUCGAGAGCUUUCCAUCACACCCAGAGAGGCAGAUGUGUUGACCUAUGUCAAGAAUCGAAUUGCGGAUGAUGGACGCUUACGAAGCGUACUGUCUAAGGCCGAACACCAAGAAGAGAUUAUAAAGGGUGUCACAACGAGGGCUAUGUCUAGCAAGAUGUUUUUGUCAGCCAAACUACACAUGGAUCAUUUGAGCAAGCAAGGGACCACCUUUUUUGACAUAAUGCAGGCUCUGGAGCAUCUCCCUGACAGCGCAUUGGGAGCAUUUAAAGCACUGACGAAGCAAAUUGCUCAGAGAGUAAAGACAAACAAAGGCAACGGUGAACUUCUUUUAACAAAACAUAUCCUCCUCUGGGUCUCACACGCCAAAGUCGACAUGAAUAUUAAACAGAUCCAGGAUAGCUUUGCCAUCAAAAAGAGCGAGGGAGGUUGCUAUGAGAACCAUCGCCCUGCCAAAGAGCUAGUGAUGCGUGCUUGCACCGGCUUGGUCAAAACAGAGAAGGGGACGUUUGGCUUAGUCCAUAAGUCAAUUAAAAAGCACCUUCUCCAGUUUGAAAUUAUAUCCAACGAUGCCGACCUCGAGAUAGGCAAAACAUGCUUAUACUUUCUGAUCAACACGUGCAAGGAAAAGGAGAAUUCCCCACUGCUACAAUAUGCCGCCAAAUGUUGGUGGGCACACCUCAACAGUAAAGAUCAGGUGUUCGACGAGAACACAGACUCAUUGGUUAUGAGGCUCCUCAGAGAUGGGCCCAAUCUCACCAGGGCUUUUGAGGCAAUGGAAGAGGCAGAAGGCGGUGCAUUUAGCGGCAUGACAGGCUGGCACGCUGCCAUACACUUCGACCUCUUAUCGUGGGCUGAGCGUCUUCCGCCCAAUAUUGAUGUCAACGCUCAAUGUUCAGAUGGCCAGACGGCUUUACACUGGGCAGUCCGAUACGGUCGACGCAAGUUCGUGGAGCUUUUGAUCCACAAAUCGGCCAACCUAAACUUAUGCGAUCAGGCUGGUGAUACCCCCCUUCAUAAAGCCCUCGUGGGGCCGGCUGCGGAUAAUGUGGCAAUAGUUAAGGCGCUCAUAAAGCGCGGUGCGCGGCUGGAUAUUCAAAACGGAAAGGGUGUGUCACCCCUGGAAAGAGUUAUCCAAUAUGGGCCUCCAUCAAUUGCUAAGCUGAUGAUUGAGAGCAAAGAGGAUGUCAACACCGAGAUAUUUGUAGACUGGACGUUGCUGAGAUAUGUUUUUGAGAUGUCUGGUGUAGUAGGCCAAGGGAGCCCGGAGACAAAGUAUGGAGAAUGGACCCAGUUACAGGUUGCGGUCACAGACCAUGUCCACACCCUUACCGAACUGCUGCUGGAGCGCGGCGUUGAUCUUAAUCGCCCUUCGACGAAAGAUGGAUGGACUCCCCUCGUAUUCGCAGCUAGUAAGGGGAACCUCUUCCUGAUGCGGCAGCUACUGAAUCGAAAGCCUGAUCCUGCUCGAGUCGACCUGAAGGAUCGAGAGAAGAAAACUUCUCUUUGGUGGGCCACACAUCACGGAAUGACCGAUGCGGUUCAGCUACUAGUUGCCCACGGUGCUAACGUGGGCGAGGCCUGCGGUGAUGGCUCGACUCCGUUGCAUGAAGCAGUCAAGAAGAAAAACAGCAGGCUGGUUCAGCUAUUUGCCAGCCUUGGGGCAAACAUAAACACAAAAGUGCCAAACGCGUCAACCUUGUUAAUUGAGGCUGUCAGGCUGCAGGAUCAUGAUACAGCCUGGGUGCUGCUGAACGCGGGGGCAAGGCCAAACGAGCAGGACAUCAACGGCAAAUCAGCACUCUUUUACGCUAUUGAGAGGCAAGACAAUGAUCUCGUAUGGCUCUUGAUCAAUGGAGGUGCUUCCGUCACCGCUCCGAGCCUCGCCAAGAAGACCGGCGGCAAGAAUACGGACAUGUAUAGGCAGACCCCCCUCGAACAAGCACUAAGACGACAGAACCAUUCUGCGGCAUGGCUGCUAUGUCAAUAUGGAGCCUCCCCAGACGCAGUUAUUGACGAAACGGGUAGAAGAUUACUGCAUCUAGCGGCAUACAGGGGGGAUCUUGAAGCUGUUCGUCUCCUUAUUCAGCGUGGCGCUAGCACUACUGUCCAAGGGGAGGGUGGGCUAACGGCGUUACAUUACGCUGUCUUGCUUGAUAGGGAAGACAUUGUGACCCUACUGGCCUCUAACAUUGCAGAAGCGUCAUCCCUUGAUGUCACUGAUGCCAAAGGCUUUACGGCCCUUUCUCUAGCCACGCAGCGAAAGAAUCCAACCGCAACACAGAUCUUGGUCCACCGCGGAGCAUCCUGUAAAGUAGCUGACCCAAGAGGCCUGACACCAGUACAUCACGCUGCCCGUCUGGGAUUCAAAAAGGGGCUUCGCAUGUUGUUAGAUAGCGGAGGUGACCCAAAUUCAGUCGAUAACAAUGAUUUCACACCAGUUCAUCACGCUGUCAACGGCUAUACCGACUCGGGCUUGGUGAAGAUGUUGGCAGAGAGCGGCGCUAAUCUGGACGCGGAAGACGGGAGUGGGCGAACGCCGCUAAUGCUGGCAGCCCAGCUAGGUAAACAUGAGCUGGUAGUUUGCCUGCUCGACGUAGGAGCCGAUGCUGAGGUGGAGGAUGGGGGUGGUCAUAGGGCGUAUCAUUACGGAGAGAGUUACCCCAACAUCCAGGAAUUGCUCGGAGCAUGUGGAGCGAGACGCAUGUAA
Trichoderma aggressivum f. europaeum is the source of this 3486-nucleotide messenger RNA. RefSeq lists its product as uncharacterized. Gene Ontology annotation, molecular function: protein binding. The record is from RefSeq and is a predicted model, not a curated record. Bases 1 to 3486 code for a protein of 1161 amino acids. Gene Ontology annotation, cellular component: ciliary inversin compartment. The transcript is spliced from 5 exons. Gene Ontology annotation, biological process: protein localization to ciliary inversin compartment. Lineage: Eukaryota; Fungi; Ascomycota; Sordariomycetes; Hypocreales; Hypocreaceae.